AUGACCAAGACCACGAGGUUGAUUGCAGCCAUCAUUGGCGAUGCUGCCAGGCACAUCGACGAGGAAACCAGUAGAAAACUCUUCUGGACCGUCAACAAACGGAUCCUCGCAUGCAUGCUAGGAACCUACUUCUGUCAGUCUCUCGACAAGGGAACUCUUGGCUUCGCAUCUAUCAUGAACAUCCAGAACGACGCCCAUCUCGUCGGACAGCAAUAUUCCUGGCUAGGAACAAUCCUUUACAUGGGCGUACUGGUGGUGGUCGCCUGCUCCGCUGCUGCCACCAACUUUGCUGGCUUAAUGACCUGUCGAUUCUUGCUUGGGAUAUUCGAAUCUUGUGUUCAGCCCGUCUUCAUCAUCAUGACUUCCAUGUGGUAUACAAAGCGAGAGCAAGCUGUGCUCACCUCAUUGUGGUACUGUAUGACGGGUGUCCAGCUCAUGGUCGGUGGCAUCAUUGCUUGGGGAGUAUCGGACUACACGAAUGCCGUCAUCUUCCCAUGGCAGCUUCUAUUUCUCGUCCUCGGCCUAGCCACCUGCGCCUGGGCUGUCUUUCUCGGCUGGUGGCUGCCCGAUUCGCCCAUGCUUGAGGCUGUUACUGACCCUGUUGUCUGGUGCUACGUUAUGCUCCAGCUCACCUCCACCCUCAUCAUUGGCGGUCUAGGUGUUUUCUCCAACCUCAUUAUCGCCUCGUUCGGCUUCACCUACCUCCAGACCCAGCUGCUCAAUAUUGCCCAAGGCGUCGUCACCAUCAUAGUCAUGGUCGGCAGUGCCAGCUUGGCAACGUGGACAAAGCAGACGGCUUGGGUGAUGCAUGCUUGGACAGUUCCCGCCAUCCUUGGAACGGCCAUCAUCUACACCAUCCCCCCAAACGAGUCUAACCGUGUGGGAUUGCUCAUUGCUUUCUACUGCACCCAGUUCUACCUCGCCGAAGGAAAUCUCAUCUUCUCCCUCAUCUCCCGAAACAUUGCAGGACAGACCAAGAAGUCAACAACCCUAGCCAUCGCCUUUGUCGCGUGGGCCGCGAGAAAUAUGGCCGCCCCUCAGAUCUUCCAGCAGUCCGACGCCCCCCGAUACCAGAAGGGCUUCACGGCCCACUUUUGCCUCUACGUGCUGUUCAACCUCUUCCUCGUCGUGCUCCGGCUGCUGCUCGUCCGCCGGAACCAGGCCAAGCGGUUUGCCCACGCCGGUCUUGCUGCCAACGAGACAGGCGGCGACUUGGCCGAGGAGACGGGUGACGAGAAGAUUCGGCACGAGCAUGCCUUUGAGGACUUGACGGAUAAGGAGAAUCUGGACUUCCGGUAUGAUGUGUAG
Canariomyces notabilis is the source of this 1308-nucleotide messenger RNA. Its product is annotated as MFS general substrate transporter. Gene Ontology annotation, molecular function: L-cysteine transmembrane transporter activity. NCBI's taxonomy places the organism in Eukaryota, Fungi, Ascomycota, Sordariomycetes, Sordariales, Chaetomiaceae. The coding region runs from base 1 to 1308 and encodes 435 amino acids. The record is from RefSeq and is a predicted model, not a curated record. The transcript is spliced from 9 exons. Gene Ontology annotation, cellular component: membrane. Gene Ontology annotation, biological process: L-cysteine transport; transmembrane transport.